Molecule: messenger RNA, 723 nt
Organism: Zasmidium cellare ATCC 36951
Lineage: Eukaryota; Fungi; Ascomycota; Dothideomycetes; Mycosphaerellales; Mycosphaerellaceae
Exons: 3
Coding region: 1-723 (240 amino acids)
Source: RefSeq, a predicted model, not a curated record
AUGUACUCUGGGAUGAACGGCUCGAUCAUGCCAUCGGCCGGCCACUACAGCGACAUGCAAACACUCAUGCAGAACAUGGAGUCACUCAGCGGAUGGCUCGAACAGAACAGACAGGAAUGGGCACAGGUUCAGGAAGGGAUCGCACGAGUUGAAAGAAUACAAGGUAGACUAGCUCAGCAGGGCCAGUUGCCUUUACUCAAUGGAGAUACCCAGCCCGUCGAAGAACCCGCACAACCCACCAUCUCCCAACUCCAAACCGCCCUCGCGACCGCCAACAACCGCCUCGCCUCCUUCGAACGCACCUACCAAGAACAAAUCCGCCUCCAACAACUGUACGAAGACACCCUCUCCGACACGACCGACCGCAUCCGGCAAUACUGCUUCGAGCAGCAAAACCACAUCAUCGCCGUACACCAACACUACACGCAGCUCCUCUCCCAAGCACGCAGCGAGACAAUCGAGGCGCAGCUGACGCAUCAGGCGUGGCAGUCUAGUCUGCAGCGGUUGAGCGAGGGCGUGAGGUCUGCGUUGAAGAGCAGAGAGGAGGAGGGCCUGCCUUACAAGAGGAGGAUUGCGGCGCUGAAGGAGGAGAAUCGGAUACUGAGGGCGAAGGUCGGAUGGGAUCCGCCGGCUGAGAGUGAGGAUGAGGAGGAGGGUGCUGGUGCUGGUUUGGAUGAGGGGAGGGGACGGGUUAGUCAGGGUGGGAUGCAUGGUCAGGAGUGA